AUGAUUGGGGAUAUCUCUGAGGCAGUGUACCCAUACCUUAAAGAAAAGCCUAAGCACGUCGACCUUAUUCUUUGCGUGCUUGAUAGUUUUCCAAGUCUUGUGUUUUGGCUGACCUUCUGUCACCAUGCGGGUCAGCACCCCGUGUUGCUGUGUGUGUUGUUUCUCUGGGUCGAGGGGUCUCUGGCCGACACACCUGCCAACUGCACCUACGAGGACCUGCUGGGGACCUGGGUGCUCCAGCUCUCUAAUGGAGGACACGAAAAGACGGUCAACUGCUCUAAUGAAGCCACGGGGGUGAAGAUGGUUACCGUGACCCUGGAGAAGCUCUCAGUGGCCCGGGACGACCUGGGCAACACCGGGUUCUUCACGCUCAUCUACAACCAGGGCUUCGAGGUGACCAUCAACAACUACAAGUGGUUCGGCUAUUUCAGGUACACCGAGCAGGGUGAGAAUGUGACCAGCUACUGCGACCAGACCCUGCCAGGCUGGGUCCACGAUGUCCUGGGUCACAACUGGGCCUGCUUCGUGGCCAAGAGAGUGGAGCCCAUACUGCCCCGCACAGAGGUCAACCCGCUGCAGCAGCACCGCCUAGCACGCAGGCUGCUCCAGACGCAACACAAGGUCAACACAGACUUCAUCCAGACCAUCAACUCUGCGCAGAGCUCCUGGACGGCUGCCUACUACCCGGAGCACGAGAAGUACUCUCGGAAGGACUGGUUCUACCGGGCUGGAGGCCCUGCCUCUCGUGUUCCCGCUCGGGUUGGGCCGGCCCGUUGGUCCGCCGCGGGGGCCAAGAUGGCGUCCGCUCUGCCUGAGCACUGGGACUGGCGAGACGUGGACGGUGUGAACUACCUCAGCCCUAUCCGUAACCAAGGGUCAUGUGGCAGCUGCUACUCCUUUGCCGCCAUGGGGAUGCUGGAGGCUCGCAUCAGAGUCCUCACCAACAACAGCCAGACCCCGAUCCUGAGCCCCCAGCAGGUGGUCUCCUGCUCCCCCUACUCUCAAGGUUGUGAGGGCGGUUUCCCGUACCUCAUGGGGAAGUACGUCCAGGACUUCGGCAUCGUGGAGGAGUCGUGCCUGCCCUACGUGGGCGACAGCACCCCGUGCCGGAUCCCCCGGUCCUGCGGCCGGCUUUACACAGCGGAGUACAGCUACGUGGGGGGGUUCUACGGAGGCUGCAGCGAGACAGCCAUGAUGCAGGAGCUGGUGAAGAACGGCCCCAUGGCCGUGUCCUUCGAGGUGUACCCCGACUUCCGCUACUACAAGGAGGGCAUCUACCACCACACGGGCCUGCUGGACGCCACGGGCCCCUUCGAGUUGACCAAUCACGCCGUGCUGCUGGUGGGCUAUGGCCGCUGCCCCAAGUGCGGCCAGAACUACUGGGUGGUGAAGAACAGCUGGGGCGCCGGCUGGGGCGAGAAGGGCUUCUUCCGCAUCCGCCGCGGCUCGGACGAGUGUGCCAUCGAGAGCCUCGCCGUGGGGGCCACGCCCAUCCCGUCGCUGUAGGGGGGGGAGGAGGAGGAGGAGGAAGACUAGCAAACAUGGAAACGUCUCAGAGCCGUCUCAAACCUUCUCAGGUGCAGCGAUCCUACGGUGUUAAGUUGUGUGCCAGGGAUGAGUCCCAGUCCCUUCACACAGCUGGGGAGAUGACCAUCCAUUUCCCUUCAGCCACUGCUGAAGUCUGCCUCAAGCAGAAUGCCACCCACUUUCACCAGGGUUCAAUAUGUUUUAGCUUUUAACCUUUUAUUUGUGUUCUUUGUAGAUAGUUCAUCAUUUUCGUGAACGAUGAACAUUUGUCUUGUCAAUCAAAUAUGUGGCAAGGUUGUUUUUCUACCUAGAAGAUGACUCAAAGUCUACGGUAGACCAUGGGGCAAGUAAUAUGUGUUGCAUGCAUAUACACACUACAGGACUAACAAGAAGAACUACAAACACCACGUGUGUUUGUAGUUCUGCAGGUUGUAGGUGGGAAAAAGGCCCUCUAUUAAAUACAAAUAUAUAGCAAUGAUGUAAACCUGUCCAACCUUUUUUCGUUUUUAUUGGCACAGUAAUAUUUGAUUUUAGUAUGGUUUUAAACCUAACACUAUCAAGCCGGUUUUGUUCUUCAGCAGCUCCAGCAAUAGUCCAGUGCCUCAAAAAGGGAUGCGUAGAGAUUUGAAGGAUCUCAAAUUUAGCAUAUGAAAGGGAUUGGAUUGAAAAUGAAAAGGUAUUUGUAUUGUGUUGUUAAAGGUAUUUUGAGACAUUGCAGUAUUUUUUUAUGGAAUGAAAGUCAUUCUUCCGCCGUUUUUACUCUACACCUCACUUGCCCAUAUUUUAUGAGAUACUUAACUUUCCUGAUCGUUUUUUCUUGUAUUGUACUGUUCAGCUGUGUGAUCCGCAGUUCUGGUCAAAUGCUAAUAAACCCUUACAUUACACAACAAAA
Gadus macrocephalus (Pacific cod) is the source of this 2419-nucleotide messenger RNA. It is a transcript of the gene ctsc, whose product is annotated as cathepsin C. NCBI's taxonomy places the organism in Eukaryota, Metazoa, Chordata, Actinopteri, Gadiformes, Gadidae. Bases 1 to 1506 code for a protein of 501 amino acids. The transcript has 9 exons. Gene Ontology annotation, cellular component: lysosome. The record is from RefSeq and is a predicted model, not a curated record. Gene Ontology annotation, molecular function: cysteine-type endopeptidase activity.